This is a messenger RNA of Lycium barbarum (goji berry), 2643 nucleotides long. Its product is annotated as cation/H(+) antiporter 15-like. Gene Ontology annotation, molecular function: antiporter activity. Gene Ontology annotation, cellular component: membrane; endomembrane system. The transcript is spliced from 3 exons. Bases 48 to 2537 code for a protein of 829 amino acids. Lineage: Eukaryota; Viridiplantae; Streptophyta; Magnoliopsida; Solanales; Solanaceae. Gene Ontology annotation, biological process: regulation of pH; proton transmembrane transport. The record is from RefSeq and is a predicted model, not a curated record.
CAAAAAAGAUGAAACUAAGAUAGGAAGAAGGAAAAAAGAAUUUUACAAUGGCGAAAUCGUCAGCUUUGACCGACACCUCAUUUACUGCAGAGAAUAUUUUGUGUUAUGACCCUGCAGAUGUUUCUUCAAAUGGCUAUAAAGUCCGUAAUCCAUUAAAAUUUCCUGCACCUCUUAUGGUAUUUCAGCUAUCUGUUAUCUCAUUAACAUCUCUGUUAAUUGAUGUUGGCCUCAAGCCUUUGGGUCAACCUUCUCUUGUCGCACAAGUUCUUGGUGGUAUAGUGUUUGGACCAUCACUGUUGGGACAUUUAGAAACAGUAAGAGAAACCAUGUUCCCUACCCGAGGCGUUAUGGCAUUAGAAACUGCAGCAACAUUUGGUGUUCUCUUCAAUCUUUUUGUUAUAGGAGUUGAGUGUGACUCCAAAAGGAUGUUCAGGCCAGGGAAAAAAGCCGUUGUCAUAGGCAUCUCUGUAAUGUUUACCUCACUGGGAUCGACUUUGGCUCUAUCCAUGCUUUUAAAAAGUGUUAUCCCUAUGGAUCCUCGUCUUGCAAAAUCUCUGCCUAUUAUAGCAGCUUCACAAUGUGUGAUUGGUUUCCCCAACAUAUGUUGCCUUCUCAAAGAAAUGCAAAUUCUCAACACUGACCAAGGCCGCCUAGCCACUUCUUCAGCUAUGUUGUGUGAUGUAAUUGGCCUAACCUUGGGUGCAGUAGGUUUUAUAAAGUUGCAGAUGGAGAAAGAACAUUCUAUAUCGCAGAAAAUGGGUUCGAUUCUCUCUCCUUUGAUCUUAGUCAUAUUCACAAUUUAUUUCGUUAGGCCUGCAAUUAAGAAGACACUAAGACUUAGACCGGAAGGGAAACCUGUUGGGGAAAACUACUUUGUUUGCAUUUUAGUACUUGCACUGACGUACAUAUUAGCUGCGGAGACGAUUGGGCAACACUUCCUAUUUGGAUCACUUUUGUUAGGCAUGGCCAUUCCUGAAGGCCCGCCUUUGGGCGCAGCUUUGAUCAGGAAACUUCAUUAUCCAGUUGGCAAAGUUUUGUACCCAGUUUUUCUCACCACCAGUGGCCUCAAAACGGAUAUUUUCACCAUUCAUUUUAAGUCCCUAUGGGUUAUUGCCCUUCUAGUUCUCUUUGGCGUCCUCAUCAAGAUUGUAGUGAUGAUGAUCAUAACUCGCUACACGGGGUUGACCAUUCAUGACUCUAUUAUCGUUGGUCUGAUGUUGAAUUCUAGAGGCGUCUGUGAUGUUGUGUUCUUUAACUUAUGGAGAAUUUCAAAGGCCCUGUCAGAUGAACACUUUGCUGUGGUUAUCAUGAUCUCAGUUGUUUUAGUUAUGGUGAUCAUUACACCGCUAAUAAGAUUCCUCCUUCGUGCAAUCGAACAACAAGCUCCAACGAAGAGAAGGACACUUCAGCAUUCAAAGCCUGACUCGGAGCUAAGGAUACUGGUGUGUGUUCACGAACUACAAAGUGUGCCAACUAUGGUCAACUUACUUGAAGCAUCCAAUGCAACAGAGCAAAGCCCCAUUGGAGUCAUCGCUCUGGUACUCAUUGAGCUCGCGGGUCGAGCCGCUCCCCUUCUUAUCACUCAUAAUCAUUCCCAGGGAGCCAUCCCUCAGGAUGCUUCAAUAUCAUUGCAAAUCAUCAAUGCACUCAGACAAUAUGAGCUUGCCUAUGAAAGUUGUGUCACCCUUCAACCAUUCACCACCAUCACGCAUUUUGAACUAAUGCACGAAGAUAUUUGUCGCGUUGCAUUGGAUCAGAAUGCGACAUUUAUCAUCCUGCCAUUCCACAAGCAUUGGGAAAUUGAUGGUUCCGUUGGCACAUCAAGCCGUGCCAUACAAAAUAUCAACUCCAAAGUCAUCAAGAAAGCACCUUGUUCUGUGGGCAUACUAGUCGACCGUGGAAUCCUAAAGGGAUCCAUGGCUUCACUAAACAAUCAGGGCGUGUACCGUGUUGCCGUGGUCUACAUUGGAGGUCCAGAUGAUGCAGAAUCACUAGCCUAUGGUGCCCGAUUGGCGAGACACCAAACUGUGUCGAUAACACUUAUCCGUUUCCUUAUGUUUGGCUUUGACAAUGCCAGAGAAAGAAAGCUAGACAAUAGCCUGAUUGAAGCAGUCCGCUAUGAGAACUCAACCAAUGAGAAUUUCGUAUACGAAGAACACGUUACAAGAGAUGGGGUUGGGCUAUCUGCUUCACUUAGAGGUUUAGAAGAUAGAUUUGAUUUAAUUGUAGUAGGGAGGCACCAUGAAGAUUCUCCUUUGCUAGUGGGUCUUGGGGCAUGGAGUGAAUGUCCUGAACUUGGUGUAGUGGGAGAUUUCUUGGCGUCGUCGGAUAUUGGCAUCACAGCUUCAGUACUAGCGGUGCAACAGCAGAGAGUUAGAGGGAAAUUGGUGAGUAGAGCAAUGAAACCAGUAGUUAGCAAUCAAGAUGGACCUUAUCCUGACAUGAAUAAUGCACUUAAUAAUGGGAUAUCAACACCACGAACCUCAGUCUCUAAUGACCAUCCAAGAUGGGAAAUCACUAUAGAUAGAGCUAAUUAGGUUUUGCUCCAUGUACGGUACAACCUCCAUAGUUUUGCUCGUUGUACGGUACUAUAAAUUGAAUACAGACUAAUGAUAUAUUUACAGGAUGAUACGUUUUAAAAGA